Rhodotorula graminis WP1 is the source of this 1332-nucleotide messenger RNA. RefSeq lists its product as uncharacterized. Gene Ontology annotation, molecular function: pyridoxal phosphate binding; transferase activity, transferring alkyl or aryl (other than methyl) groups. The record is from RefSeq and is a predicted model, not a curated record. NCBI's taxonomy places the organism in Eukaryota, Fungi, Basidiomycota, Microbotryomycetes, Sporidiobolales, Sporidiobolaceae. The coding region runs from base 1 to 1332 and encodes 443 amino acids. The transcript is spliced from 10 exons. Gene Ontology annotation, biological process: transsulfuration.
AUGACCGUGCCCACCGCCGAGGCCCCCCAGCUCAGCUUCGAGACGCAGCAAGUGCACGCAGGACAGCGGCCCGACCCGACGACGAGGUCGGUCGGCGUCCCCAUCUAUGCCUCGACCGCCUUUGCCUUCGACAACGAGCAGCACGUCGAGGACCUGUGCACGUUCCAGACCAAGGGCUACCACUACAGCCGCGUCGCCAACCCGACCAACACGGUGCUCGAGGAGCGCAUCGCCAAGCUCGAGGGCGGCGUCGGGGCGGUCGCGGUCGCGAGCGGGCAGGCGGCGACGCUCGCCGCCGUCAUUGCGCUCGCUCGCUCGGGCGACAACUUCGUCGUCAGCAGCCAUCUGUACGGCGGCAGCUUCUACAUCUUCCGCCAUUUCCUGCCUCGCCUCGGCAUCACGGGCAAGUUUGUCACGUCGAGCGACCCGCGAGAGUUUGCCUCGCAAAUCGACGAGAACACCAAGGGCAUCCUCGUCGAGAGCAUCGCCAACCCGACGCUCGACCUGUUCGACCUACCUGCGCUCGCCGACCUCGCACACAAGGCCGGCGUGCCCCUCAUCGUCGACAACACGUUCGGCGCGGCGGGGUACCUCAUCCGGCCGGGCGACCUUGGCGCCGACAUCAUCCUGCACUCGGCGACCAAGUGGAUCGGCGGUCACGGCGCUGCACUCGGCGGCCUCGUCGUCGACAUGGGCAACUUUGACUGGGCGAGUAACCCUCGCUUUCCCGAGUUCUCCAAGCCCUUUCCUGGCUAUCAUGGCAUGAUCCUGACCAAGCAGUUCGGCCGCGCCGCCUUUGCCGCCAAGAUGAAGCUCGAGACGAUGCGCGAGAUGGGCGCGACCUUGUCGCCGUUCGCGACGCACUCGCUCCUGCAGGGCCUCGAGACGUUGACGCUCCGGGUCGACAAGCAGACGCAGAGCGCGCUGCGGCUCGCGCAGUGGCUCGAGGCGCACGAGGCGACGCUCUGGAUCUCGCAUCCCGGCCUCGCCUCGCACCCGUCGCACGCUCUCUUCAAGCGCUUCCUCCCACGAGGCAGUGGCGGCAUGCUCUGCUUCGCCCUCAAGCCCACUUCGUCCCGCUCGUCGACCGCCAUCGCGCGCGCCUUUAUCGACGCGACGCAGCUCGCCAUCCACGCGCCCAACGUCGGCGACGUCAGGACGCUCGUCCUGCAUCCGCAGAGCACGACGCACCGCCAGUUGACGCCCGACGAGGCGCGCGAGAACGGCAGCACGCCCGACUUGAUCCGGGUCAGCGUCGGGAUCGAGGACGUCGACGACAUUAUCGCCGACUUUGCGCAGGCAAUCGAGGUCGUGACUAAGGGUGCGACGUAG